AUGUCUAUAGUAUCGCUUUUGGGUAUAAAAGUCUUAAACAAUCCUGCCAAAUUUACAGAUCCAUAUGAAUUCGAAAUCACAUUUGAAUGUCUUGAGCCGUUGAAACAUGAUUUGGAAUGGAAACUAACAUAUGUUGGGUCUUCGCGCUCUUUAGAUCAUGACCAAGAACUUGAUUCUAUUCUUGUGGGACCUAUUCCAGUGGGAAUUAACAAGUUCAAGUUUGUGGCAGACGCACCUUCACCGGAUUUAAUCCCAGCGAGUGAGUUGGUUAGUGUCACCGUUAUAUUACUUUCGUGUUCUUACAACGGAAAAGAAUUCGUUAGAGUUGGUUACUACGUGAAUAAUGAAUAUGAUUUAGAAGAAUUACGGGAAAACCCACCACAAAAAGUCCCUAUAGACCAUGUUGUGAGGAAUAUUCUUGCUGAGAAACCAAGAGUGACAAGGUUUAAUAUUGUGUGGGACAACGAAGGUGAGGAAGAGUUUUAUCCACCUGAACAAGAAGAACCCGAGGAAGAAGAGGAUGACGAGGAGGAAGAGGAGGAGGAAGAUGAACAGGAUGAACAGGAACAGGAUGAGGAUGAAGGAGAAGCUAUAGAAGAAGAUAUCGAAGAAGAUAUUGAAGAAGACAUUGAAGAAGAAGAAGCUGAAGAAGAGGAGGCUGAAGAGGCGGAGGAAGAAGCGGAGGAAGAAGCUGAAGAAGCUGAGGAAGAUGAGGAGGACGAAGAAGCUGAAUCUGAGGAUGAGCAAUCGGGACCACAGAAAAAGAAGUUGAAACUAAAAUCAGACUCUUCAAACCAACCAAAAGAAGAUGAAAUUGAUUCCCAAUCGAAAUCUACUGCCCAAAAAGAAAGUAAGGAUGUUGAAGAUGAAAAUAACGUCGAUUUGCCCACUCCACAAGACACUACUCAACAUAAAUGA
Molecule: messenger RNA, 918 nt
Organism: Kluyveromyces marxianus DMKU3-1042
Lineage: Eukaryota; Fungi; Ascomycota; Saccharomycetes; Saccharomycetales; Saccharomycetaceae
Gene: ASF1
Product: nucleosome assembly factor ASF1
Exons: 1
Coding region: 1-918 (305 amino acids)
Biological process (GO): DNA replication-dependent chromatin assembly; nucleosome disassembly; nucleosome assembly
Cellular component (GO): nucleus
Molecular function (GO): histone binding
Source: RefSeq, a predicted model, not a curated record